ACCUCUCUCUCUCUUUCGCUUUCUAUCUCCUAGAAAAAUGUCAGUCAACCAUUACUCCACAGACCACCACCACACUCUCUUGUGGCAACAGCAACACCGCCACACCACCGACACAUCGGAGACAACCACCACCGCCACAUGGCUCCACGACGACCUAAAAGAGUCACUCUUCGAGAAGUCUCUCACACCAAGCGACGUCGGCAAACUCAACCGCCUCGUCAUACCAAAACAGCACGCAGAGAAAUACUUCCCUCUCAAUGCCGUCGUAGUCUCCUCUGCUGCUACUGACACGUCAUCGUCAGAGAAAGGGAUGCUUCUAAGCUUCGAAGACGAGUCAGGCAAGUCAUGGAGGUUCAGAUACUCUUAUUGGAACAGCAGUCAAAGCUAUGUCUUGACUAAAGGAUGGAGCAGAUUUGUCAAAGACAAACAGCUCGAUCCAGGCGACGUCGUUUUCUUCCAACGACACCGUUCUGAUUCCCGGAGACUCUUCAUUGGGUGGCGCAGACGUGGCCAAGGCUCCUCCUCUGCCGCAGCCACUAACUCCGCCGUGAAUACGAGCUCUAUGGGAGCUCUUUCUUAUCAUCAACUCCACGCCACUAGUAAUUACUCUAAUCCUCCCUCUCACUCAGAGUAUUCCCACUACGGAGCCGCCGUAGCAACAGCGACUGAGACUCACUCCACACCGUCGUCUUCCGUCGUCGGAAGCUCAAGGACAGUGAGGCUUUUCGGUGUGGAUUUGGAGUGUCAAAUGGAUGAAAACGACGGAGAUGAUUCUGUUACCGCUGCCACCACCGUUGAAUCUCCCGAUGGUUACUACGGCCAAAACAUGCAAGAGAUAUCUAGUCAGACAAGGGACUCUAAGCCUGAUCCAAAGGCUGUUUUGGGUUAAGAGAACCCAUUGCUCAGAUACUAUAGGUAGUGAGACGGCUAUAGCUUGAUUAUGACUUAUGAGUGUAAUAGAAAAGCAAAUUUCCAUUCUACAAUCAUUUAAGUGGAUGCUUUGUCAAAAAGAAGCUGUCGAAACUAUCUGCGUAAGGCACCAAUGUAGUAAAGCUAAAUCUUGAUU
This is a messenger RNA of Arabidopsis arenosa, 1066 nucleotides long. NCBI's taxonomy places the organism in Eukaryota, Viridiplantae, Streptophyta, Magnoliopsida, Brassicales, Brassicaceae. The record is from the annotation of a GenBank genome assembly.